Messenger RNA from Gadus chalcogrammus (walleye pollock), 3263 nucleotides. Its product is annotated as calcitonin gene-related peptide type 1 receptor-like. Gene Ontology annotation, molecular function: adrenomedullin receptor activity; calcitonin gene-related peptide receptor activity; calcitonin receptor activity. The transcript is spliced from 11 exons. Lineage: Eukaryota; Metazoa; Chordata; Actinopteri; Gadiformes; Gadidae. Gene Ontology annotation, biological process: cell surface receptor signaling pathway; adenylate cyclase-activating G protein-coupled receptor signaling pathway; angiogenesis. Gene Ontology annotation, cellular component: plasma membrane. The record is from RefSeq and is a predicted model, not a curated record. Bases 1 to 1428 code for a protein of 475 amino acids.
AUGGGGCUAGGGGGGUUGGGGGAGGAGGAGGGGGACCCGGACAACAGCAGCCUGCCGGCCACGCAGAGUCACAUCCUGACCGCCCAGUUCGAGUGCUACAUGAAGAUCAACGAGGACCCCCCGCGCCAAGGCAACGGAACCUUCUGUAACCGCACCUGGGACGGCUGGCUGUGCUGGGGGGACGCCGAGCCGGGGACAGUCCUCCAGAUGUGUCCAGAGUACUUCCAGGACUUUGACCCUGCUGAGAAGGUGACCAAGGUGUGUAACCCCGACGGCACGUGGUUCCACCACCCGGAGAGCAACAGGGUGUGGUCCAACUACACCCAGUGCGCGGCCUACACCAAGGGCAAGCUGAAGGUGGCCUACAGUCUGUUCUACCUGGCCCUGCUCGGUCAUGGUUUGUCCAUCAUCUCUCUCCUCAUCUCUUUGAUAAUCUUCUCCUACUUCAAGAGUCUCAGCUGCCAGAGAGUCUCCCUCCACAAGAACAUGUUCAUGUCCUUCAUCCUCAACUCGGUUGUCACGGUGAUCUGGCUCUCCACCGUCCCUAACAACCAGGAGCUGGUCGCUAGCAACCCCAUCAGCUGUAAGGUCCUGUCGGUGGUCAUCCAGUACACCUUCGCCUCCAGCUACUUCUGGAUGCUGUGCCAGGGCAUCUACCUGCACACCCUCAUCAUCGUGGCCGUGUUCGUUGGCGAGCAGCAGCUGGUCUCCUACUACAUCCUGGGCUGGGGUUUUCCCAUCAUUCCUGCCGUUACGUAUGCUGUGGGGCGAGGGAUGUUUUAUAACGACAAUUGCUGGAUCAGCUCCAACACACGGCUAUUAUACAUCAUCCAUGGUCCAAUUCAUGUAGCAUUACUGGUGAACCUGUUCUUCCUGCUGAACAUCGUGCGGGUGCUGAUCACCAAGCUGAGGGUGACCCACAGCGCUGAGACCACGGCCUACAUGAAGGUGGUGCGGGCCAUCCUCAUCCUGAUCCCCCUGCUGGGGGUCCAGUUCAUCCUGGUGCCCUGUCGGCCCACGGGCCGCCUGGCCUUCGCCGUCUACGAGUUCACCAUGAACAUCUUCUCACACUUCCAGGGACUCCUGGUGGCCAUCAUCUUCUGCUUCUGCAACAGUGAGGCCCAGACGGCGCUGCGCAGGAAGUGGGCCCAGUGGCAGAUCGUGUGGGAGAAGAACCCCGUCCACUCCAACUUCCACUCCAGCUCGCACUACUGCACCUCCUCCUUCACCAUGUCCGACACCGGCCAGGCCCCCAUCAGCCUGAAGCCCAGCCCCCCGCUGGUGGCCCCGCCCCCCGACGAGCCACGCCCCCUGGGUCCGCCCCCAAAGGAGCUGGCGCAGACCAACGGCCAAUGGAGGGACGGCGAGGCCGGACCGCAGCAACAGAAGCAGCAGACCCCCGGGAUCAGCGAGACCACCCGCGUCUGACCACCAGGGGGCGUCUGACCACCGGGGGGCGUCUGAAGACCAGGGGGCAGCAGACCCACAGGGGGCGUCUGACCACCAGGGGGUCUGCCCACCAGGGGGUCUGCCCACCAGGGGGCAGCGCUGGGGCGGCGGAAGUCAAGAUGGUGGAGCUCGGUUUUUGUUAUCAUUUGUAGUUUUUUAUGUCUUUAUUUGUAGUAUUUUGUCUCAUUUGGGUUUGUUGUUUUCUGUACGCAAUGACCUAAAGAGAGACCACAGCUGCUGUUCAUCCACAUGCUCAGACACGCAGUGACGACACACACAAACACACCACACACACACACACAAUACAAUACACACACCACACACACACAUGCAAACUCACAAUACACACCACACACACACACACACACACACACACACACACAAUACAAUACACACCCCACACACACACACACACACACACACACACACACACACACACACACACACGCGCAAACUCACAAUACACACCACACACACACAGACACACAAUACACACACACACACACACACACACACACACACACACACACACACACACACACACACACACACACACACACACACACACACACACACACACACACACACACACACACAAACACACACACACACACACACAGGCACAGUGAGAGAAGGGCUUCAGUCCAGCUCGGGGUCUAUUUUAACCAUGUGUUAUACAUUGUGUUGCACAUGUGCUGUAUUAUACUUCCGCCUCAUAUUCUUUAUACUCUCCACCGUCCUGCUCAUUUCAGCGUACACAUGUUACACUGUGGCGAUCAGCUAUGGUUCAACUGAGAGCUGUGGGUUUGAAACCUGUGUUUAAGCACAGCCCAGUGUCAUGUAUUAAUGUAUGUAAUGUAUGCAGACAGGACCCAUCAGACCCAGCCUGCUGUCCACUCUACGGAGUAGCCAUCCCCUCAGACUCUGUUCACCAGAGUGUUCGCUGCCAUACAGAGGGAGGGUUUGUGUUUUUAUAUUCUUUAUCAUAUGUGUAUCAUCUUGUGUGUGUGAGCCAGCGUUCUGACUACAGGAGGGAACGGGGGAUUCUUCGGAACGAAACCGAGUGUAAAAAUAGCCACCAGUUAUAAACAACAAGUCCUGAAAUGGUUUGUUUUCUUAUCGGAGGCCAAAACCAGCCGCUGGUUUCAAAAUAAAAGUCCCAAGCAGUCAGUUAUGUAAUGCAGAUUAUCAGGACACUUAAAUAUUACAAAGCCCAACACAGUAUUACUAAUGUUCCUAUACUUGUGCGUCGUUGUUAUUGUAUUACUAUCGGUCAAAUAAUUGAGGAAAUGCGCCACUAUUUAUAACGCUUUGUAUCGUCGUUGCCAUGAACUUUUAUUUUUCAAGAGUUUUAUUAUUACUGCAUACUUGUAUGAAAUGGCCAACGAGAGGUUUUCUACUGCAAUUAAAUCAAAUAAAGGUUAUCCGAUACCUGCGAAACAUUCCAACAGAUGUUAAGGGAGAUUUUGUGGGAAUGGUUGACUUUUUGAAUAUUAUUAUCUACUUUGUAAAUAUUUGAUGACUAACUCUGAGUUAUGAGUGACAAUAAAUAUAAUGUUGAAUACCCGAUUUUGUGAGAUCUUAUGGUUUAAUUUAGAGACAAACUUUAUGAAUUUCCCUAUGUAGCAAAAUACAUAAAAGUCAACAAUAACCAACCAAAGAUAGGUAUGUUGUAAUGAAAAUAAAUGAAUCACUCAACCAAGCAAUAGCAGAUGUAGGCGAUAUGUACAAAACGGCCUAUAUUCACUAGUUUAUUGAAAUAGCUUAACUUCGCAGACACCCCAAAAGGGCGAGGUCCCACCGAGAUUUGAACU